Oryzias latipes (Japanese medaka) is the source of this 3587-nucleotide messenger RNA. It is a transcript of the gene tlcd2, whose product is annotated as TLC domain containing 2. The record is from RefSeq and is a predicted model, not a curated record. NCBI's taxonomy places the organism in Eukaryota, Metazoa, Chordata, Actinopteri, Beloniformes, Adrianichthyidae. Gene Ontology annotation, cellular component: plasma membrane. Gene Ontology annotation, biological process: plasma membrane organization; phospholipid homeostasis; membrane assembly.
GGGGCCUUUUACAAAAGGGCGGUUUCACAACUAUCAACAAGACUUGGCAUCUGCCCUCAUCUUUUAAAUCCUCGGGUUCUACCUGACGAUACAGAGCUUCUGCAAACGUUUCGAGUCCUCGGAAGAUUUUUGAAACCGCUGAUUUUUUUAAUUUUUUUUUUUAAAUUUUGCCUUUGUCCGUAGACGUCAAUCUUGGAAUUGCGCGUUUCUCCAGCCUCCUAUGAAUUCUUGGAGGACUAUUAAAGAAUCGGGGGGAAACACCAGAAUGUUUGCGUGAUCGCGUCGGCUGUCACGAGCAAGUAUCCCGCUGUCUCCUGCUCGUCUGGAGCGUCCAUUCAGCCGCCUCUCUUAGUCUACGCCUCGCGCCUCCACGCCUCGCGCCUCGUGGACUGUUCGUUUAACCCCCCCCACUCACCGACGAGACAAACAUUUCAGCCAUGGAGCUGAGUUCCGUGAUUUUAACCACCGGGAGCUCCGUCGGGUUUUUCCGACUGGUGAACACCGGGGUCAGUAAACUCCCCAUGCCCGAGUCUGCGCGCAGGAAUGCGUGGAAAUGGAGGAAUAUCUCCACGUCGUUCGUGCACAGCUUCAUCACGGCGAUAUGGGCAGUUCUUUGCUUUUUCCUGCACCCUCAGAUGGCUGAAGACCUCAUAGAAACUUUCUCUUGGUUUUCCCACGCCUUGGUGUCCUUUUCCAUUGGUUACUUCAUCUACGACUUUCUUGACAUGGUGGUUCACCAAAAGCUGAGUCAAUCCUGGGAGCUCCUCUUUCAUCACAUCGUGGUCAUCACCUGUUUCGGCCUCUCUGUCCUGUCCAACCGCUACCUGGGCUUCGCCGUGGUGGCUCUGCUGGUGGAGAUCAACUCGGUCUUCCUCCACCUGAGGCAGAUCCUGCGUAUGGCGAGCAUGGCCUCGGGCACGCUGUACCGAGUGAACAGCAUGAUCAACCUGGGCACGUAUGUGGUGUUCCGCAUCAACACGUUGGCCUGGAUGACCCGCUGGCUGGUGCUCAACAGGGACAAGGUGCCCCUCCUGGCCUACACGCUGGGAAGCGUUGGCAUGGCCAUCAUGACCGCCAUGAACAUCGUUCUCUUUUGCCGGCUGCUCAGGAGCGAUUUUUUAAAAAGCAGCACCAGGGAAACCAAGAAGGAAAAAGAAACGUAGAACUGGAAUGUUUCUUUCCUCCAUGCUAACACCCUGUGGCUGAGAUUUGGUACUGUAUUGCCUGUGUGUAAUGUACCCCACCCUGGGAAACGAACACCAGUCAACAUGCACUGCGUUUCCAAAAUGCCUCACUUUACCGCCUUUAUACUGACAGAAGCAUCUUGCAGUUUUGACCUUCUAGCCUCUCUGUGCUCGCGUGCACGUUCACCCGAACUGUGCCAGGCCUUGCAAAGUGGAACCAAACGCCUUAACAUCUCACCGGGUAAUUCAGAUAAACUUGAUCUCAAAGGAGACACACCGCUUAUAAAAAUAAAAAUAAAACUGAACAAAAUGGAUAAAUUGGUAGAACAAGCCCUUAAUGUAAGCUAUAAGUACAUAUAUAUAUAUAUAUAUUUACUUCUGUUAAAAAAAAAAAAGCAUUACUCUUAUUUCGAGCUCGCCACCUCUUGGUAACUUCCGCCAAAUCUCAAGUAUAAACCGCCUGCUACCUCAGAGAUCCCUCAGCAGUCCUUCGCCUCUUUCUAACGCCUCACUUUGCUGCCUCCUAAUUCUUAGCAAAGAAAGGCAAAAAUAUCUACAGGUUGGUCAACUUUACAGAAAUAUCCCAUAAAUGAAGGUCAAGUACUUUGAAGAAGCACUUUGCUUGCAUCAGCAUAUCCUCUGUAGCCAUCUAAGUGUUAAGGAAUUAACAGAGCAACACUUUUUACCCUCUUUUUAAGAUACUCAAGGAAUGCAGAAAUCUACAGCAAGUAGAUUGAGAUUCGGUCAGCUUUAGACUUUGGGUUUGGCUGCAACGGGGAGAGCGGAGAAAAACAAAACUAAAACCUUGUCCCCCAAAUGUGCCAUCCAUUCUCCAGAUGCCAUACGUCCCCUGGUUCCCGCCGGCCGAUGUGACAACACUUGAAUCCUGUGAAGUGGCUAAAGAUUGUGCUGCACUGACGUUAAUGUCUCAUCCCAUCACACGUCAUGAUGGCUUUCAGAGUUUUGAGGCAGGUAAAGGUUCUUUAACAGAUAGAGGGCAGUACACUCCUUGAUAUCACCACUGUGACCUUCACACAAUGAAACGAAAACUUGCAGACUGUUUUGGAAAGCGGUGUCAUCACAGCUUUUGUUUUAAAAGACGCCAUCACACGCGGACAGACGCUGCGUUUCAAAUUUCCCUGGACCCGUGAACGCACCGCGGCCUGCUCUUUUCAUGAAAAUAUUUGAUGCUGUUUAGAUUUUAAAUAGUUGCUUUUUGUGUUGCAUAAUUAGUGUUUAGAGAACUGUGCGUCCUUGUCAUUUAUGUGAGCUAAAAUCAACUGGUGGAUUCUAGAUGAAAUGGGUUUUUGGGGAGCUUCGCUGUUGUUAGGAUGCAGAACGUGUGGAGUACUGUGAAGCUGAUGUGGUUGUUUUGAUGUUGGGGAGUGCUGUGCCACCACUUUGUGUGUGUGUGUGUGUGUGUGUCGUGUCCCCCUCCCCGGCUGCAUGGGCGUCAGUGGGAGUCAGCAGAGGUUUUAAUCAUCUGUAGGAGCGCUGGAACCAAUGAAGAGGCACGAACCCUACAAACCGUUUCUUUGCCUCCAUCCGAAGUAAACUUUGAAUGUAUUUUGGCUUGUGAGUCUCCAGCAAAUUAAAACUAGCAAAACACAAAAAAGAAUUGUUGUUUUGUUUUUGGUUUUUUUCUGUCAGUGAUGCUGUUUUCCUUGUUUAACUUUUCGGGCAGCUUUUGUGGUUGUAGUGAAGACAGCUGAUGACAUUUGAAGUGAAAUUUUAACAAGCAAAGCUUACAGCCAUGAUUGUGAUCUGCACUGUUUUGGGAAUUGCUCAGUGAUGAAUUUUUUUUUUUUUUUUGGAAAAUGGUCUCUCCCUUUUUUAUGACAGAUUUACGGUGGGGUUUUGGUAAAAACAAGCUGAUUUCCAGCUGUCAGCACUCCACUUCCUGUUUGUUUUUUAUUUAGUUUGUGUUUUUUUCUUUUUUUUAUUGGUCCAGUUUAGAUGUCUAAAAAAUAACCUCAAGAUGAUGCUCUGUCUCAUAUUUGUGCUUUGCUGGCAUUUAAAAGUCAAAGUAUUUCCAGCUGAAGUUGCAACAGAAACAUUCUCACCGUCUUCGUCGAUGUUAAAUAGAACUUUUUCAGAACGGAAAAAAACAGAAUUUUGUUUUUCCUUCAUCAUACAAGUGGUUGCAUUUUGUCUGCUUCUUUUUUGAUUUAUUUCUUGGUGUGAAAAUCCUAACGACUGUUGAAACUGUGCAGCUUUACUUAAAGGUUUUAGCCCUUUCAAUAAAGGUGUACACUCUGAAAUAUUAAAGCAAUCAAAACCAAUAGCUGAGAGCAAAUUCCUCUACUUUCACCUCACAUGUAUCAUCUCACCGUGUAAAUAUAACAGUUUUAUUUUUAUUUUCUUUGUUAUAAAUUGUUUUGUAAUUAAAUUUCCAGUUUAUAU